GGUGGGAGCCACUGAAGCAGCAAGUUCGACCAGGACUGAGGACAAGAGAGAGCAUGGCUUCCCAGAGACUGAGACAUCUGGUGUGCUUAAUCCUCCUUCAGACAUGGACAUGGGAAAGUCUUGGAAAAGAUUCCCAGACGGCCGUCUAUGAACUACGUGGACAACAGAAUGUUCUGGAGUUUAUCCAGCAGACAGUGAACAAGCUCAGACCCGUGUCCAGUCUGGGCCCAGGUGCUAAAGUUGUAUUCGACGUCAAGCUCAGCGGGAACGGUCACACUGUAAACCCAACGAAUCCCAUCAUCUACGACAAGGUCAACAUGAACAAGGGAGAAGGCUACAGUCGCAAGACUGGGAAGUUCACGGCCCCGAGGUGUGGCCUGUAUUUCUUCAGCUACUCCUCGCUCCCCGGCAGAGGGACGAAGACUGACGUGCAGCUACUGAAGAACAACACGAGAGUUAGUUUGAUCCACAGUGUCCUGCCCAAGGGUAGUUCCCAGCUCUCCAUGAGGAACAUCAUCCUCGAACUCCACAAAGGGGAUAAAGUGUGGGUGCAACUGGUCACCGGCACCCUGUGGAGUGAAGGAGGGUCCCUCAGCUUCCAGGGCUUCCUGCUGGGGCAGUAAGCCGUCCUAGCAAUGCUUUGCUUCUGCAAACCCUUCCUGCUCUGCAGUUGAAAAUGCUUCAGCCUAGCUGUGAUGUUGUUGAAUCAACAAGUGAAGCUGACUGAGGGUGAGACUGGUUAUCGGAUGAAGAGAGACAGGGAGACACAAAGAGAUUGCCCAGGUAAAGACCAGGGUUAGAACAUUGCCUUUGGUGAAAGGUCUGAAGGCACAAACCCGGGAACGGGACACGGUCACUCCGUCCCGUCAGCCUGACCUGCUGGUUGUACAGAGCCGGCCUCGGGAAACAUGAUCCCAGACCUUCACCGUUAAGCUCCCUGAGAAUUUUGUGUGCUCCAAUGCCGUCAGCUUCCCUUCUCCCAAACGCUGGAGAGCACGGGGCGAACGUGCUGAUGUCUCCUUGUACAACACACCCUCCAUCCCAGAGAUCAGCCUGCUGAGCCUUUGCUGCAUUCCUUCCGCUCCAGGUACAUCCUUCUCAUGCUGGGACACCAGACGUGUCCACAAUAUCCCACGGGCCGUCCCUGCUCGGUAAUCUUCAGCACUGGUGUAUAAAUCGACCAGGUCACCCUGAGCACCAACUGCUACAACUUCCCACCGUUGCUCAGAUAAUUGGUGUUUCACACCAGGUGGAGCCAACAAAAUGUAACGUGUGACCGAGAACUGUUUGGUUCUCUUCCCUGAAGCAAAAUACUGCGGGUGUUGGGAAUCCAACACAAGAACCGGAAAUGGCAGGAAUACUCAGCAGGUCAGGCAGCAUCUGUGAGAGAGAACCAGAGUUACUGCUUCAGGUCGACUUGUGAUGACAAGCACAGACCUGAAACAUGAACGCGUUUCCUUUCCCCACAGACCCUGCCCGACUGACGAUUAUUUACUGCGUUUUCUGGGUUUAUCGCAGUUCUCAGUUUGUUUCCUUCUCCGCCACAGAGCCUGACAUCGGAAGGUGGGAUUGUCAAAAUUAUCAGUGCAGGGUUGGUGAGUUUGUGACAGUUGCCAUUCUCUGACCUAGUGCUGGGACCCAGAUAUCAUUUAUUAUCUCGAAUGUGUUCACGACGUUGUGUCCAGAAGCAGCAGUUGAACUGUGCCUUUAACGGUGUGAACACUGUCUGAGUGAUGUCAUCAAGGUCAACUUUCGGCAUCGCUCUCGGGGUGGGAAUCUUUGUGAAGAAUGUUGUUCCUCUCGUUACUGCAAUCUCAUUGGCUGAGAUGCUGACUGCUGAUUUUGUGAACGCAAAAUUAAAUGUA
Messenger RNA from Pristis pectinata (smalltooth sawfish), 1865 nucleotides. Its product is annotated as complement C1q tumor necrosis factor-related protein 3-like. Gene Ontology annotation, molecular function: protein binding. The record is from RefSeq and is a predicted model, not a curated record. The transcript is spliced from 4 exons. Bases 54 to 623 code for a protein of 189 amino acids. NCBI's taxonomy places the organism in Eukaryota, Metazoa, Chordata, Chondrichthyes, Rhinopristiformes, Pristidae.